AUGACAGAACACGAAAAAACAGUAAUUAGAGAUGCUUUUAUCCAAAUUCAUCGCCGAACAUGUAUUAGAUUUAGUGAAUUAGAUUAUAAACCUUGGUAUCAUGCAGAACGUUGGGCAGAAGGAAAGCCUUAUAUUGUUAUUAGAAAAAGCAAAAAAUUUUCUGGUUAUUCUGAUAAUAAUAUUGAAGAUGUAAAUAGACGGUCUUUAAUUUAUUUAUCAGAACAGUCAUUGAAUAGUCAAAAUGUUAAUAAUUCUAGAGGAAUGGUAAUGGAACAAUUAUUAAAAUUUAUGGGUUAUAGAGAAGAAUUUCUUAGACCAGAUGCCCCAUCAUAUAUUCAAUUAAUUACUGAUAAUAACUCAAAAAAUACACAACAAUUACUUAAAAAUACACCAAAAUUUUCAAAUGAACAAUUAAUGUGGCCCUUUGAUCCAGAAUCAAUAACAAUUCCUUCAACAGCUAGAGAAUGGUUUCAAUUAACAAUUUACUGUCAGGCAAGAAGAAAUUCUGAUAUUGGGGCUGGGCAAAGAGCUGGAUUAUUAACUAGAUGGGAUGCUGUAAAACUUAAUUCAAUGUAUUGCCCACAGGCUGUUGGGUAUGCUGAUCCAAGAAUGGGACCUUGUGUUGUACCCAGAAAACCAAAAAUUUAA
Molecule: messenger RNA, 648 nt
Organism: Meloidogyne enterolobii
Lineage: Eukaryota; Metazoa; Nematoda; Chromadorea; Rhabditida; Meloidogynidae
Source: the annotation of a GenBank genome assembly